Molecule: messenger RNA, 1238 nt
Organism: Glycine soja
Lineage: Eukaryota; Viridiplantae; Streptophyta; Magnoliopsida; Fabales; Fabaceae
Exons: 2
Coding region: 49-1050 (333 amino acids)
Source: RefSeq, a predicted model, not a curated record
CUUGUGGCAGUCACCAUCGGCACACACAAAGUCAAGUCUCUUGGUUGCAUGAUCACAAUGCCCUCUCUCGCCAUCGAACCCACCUUCCUCGACUUUGAGUUCCCUCUAGACCCUCCCACCACCAUGCUCCCCGCCGACCAGCUCUUCUCCGACGGCAAACUCCUUCCUCUCCACCCCCUAACUUCCACAAUCACAACCUCCAAAUCCCCCUCUUCCUCCGCCGUUAACGCCACCGCCGCCGCCGCCGCCACCACCGCCACCAUCGCUGACCCUUGCCUCUUCUCCCCCAAAGCCCCACGCUGCUCCUCCCGCUGGAAAGACCUCCUCGGCCUCAAAAAAUUCUACCAAGCCACUAACAACGCCAAAGCCGCCCCACCCUCUUCGGCCAAAUCCCUAAAAAAUCUCCUCCACCGCAAAACGACGUCGCCUUCACUCUCCUCGGAAAACGCGCCGCUGCUAGCUUCAAAUUCCUCCGACGCUGAAUCCCUCUCCAUCACCUCGUCGCGCCUCUCUCUUUCCUCAUCCUCCUCCGGCCACGACCACGACGACCUCCCCCGCCUCUCCCUCGAUUCCGAAAAACCUAACCCUAACCCUAACCAGAUCUCGCUCCACCGCAACCCUAACCCUAGAAUCCGCCUCGUCAGAAACCGCACAAACUCAUUUGACGCUCACAAGCCCUCAUCGGACCAACAUUAUUCCCGCCCGGGGAGGAGUUCGAUCCGGCGGGAAUCGGAGACGGUGACAUGCAGGGGAGUUUCUGUGGACAGCCCUAGAAUGAACUCUUCGGGGAAAAUAGUGUUCCAGAGCCUAGAGCGAAGCUCGAGUAGCCCCAGCACGUUCAACGGUGGUCCCCGCUUCAAGCACCGCGGAAUGGAACGCUCUUAUUCCGCCAACGUUAGGGUUACGCCGGUCCUCAACGUCCCCGUUUGCUCCCUCCGCGGCUCGUCGAAAUCGGGUUCGGUUUUCGGGUUCGGGCAACUCUUCUCCUCGCCGCAGAUAACAACAACGGGUAAAGGGCACCACCAAAGUGGUAGGAGUAAUCGGAAUUGACGUAAAUACCCUUCUAUAAAGAAACAAACCAAAAAAGGGAAGAGGACGUUGUUAUUGAUUGAGGGGUUUGGUUGGCUGAUUUAUUUUGAUUUUGUUAAGGUUUUUUUUUUCCUUCACUUUUUAGGUUACUUAAUGUAAAUAGAUGCUGUUGUUUGAUGAUAAAUCGAUAAAGAUCUAGUUACUGUUUC